AUGGCGCUCCUCUACACGCUACACAUCCUUACAAUUACUGCAACUGCAAUCUUCGCAUUGCCAACCCCAGGGCUCAACUGUUAUGGCAGGCCAGCUGAUGUUGUCUUUCUUGUGGACACCUCGUCCAGUAUCUGGCCCUUCUACUUCACCAACAACGUCCUCCCCUUCAUCAGCGGCGUUGUAGACCUCUUCGACGUCGGCCCCGACCCCUCCCAGACCCGUGUUGGCUUGGCCACCUUCAGUAAUGACUGUCAUCUCCAGUUUCAUGUCGGGGACUUUCUCGACAAGGAGAAACUAACCGAUAAAAUCCUUGAUAUCUCCAUGGAUGGCGGUAACACUAACACCGGCGAGGCCUUGACAUUCGCUACGGAGGAGAUGUUCACAGCUGACCACGGAAGUCGAAACAACGCAGCUCACAUCAUUGUCAUCCUCACAGAUGGCGCUUCUCAGGAUUACGAGGCCACCCAGUUGGCUGCCCAAAACGCGCACCAGAAGGGCGUCCAGGUGUUUGCUAUUGGCGUAGGGUCUCAGAUUGACAACAAGGAACUGGAGGACAUUGCCAGCGACCCUGAUGAAGACUUCAAGUUUAAGGUGACCAAUUUCGAGGCUCUUGAAAGAAUCAAGGGAAAAUUGGCUGCGAAAACAUGUGAAGUGACGACACUUCGUGCUACCAAUGCCCCAAGCACAACCCCACUUUCGACAUCGCCGACUCCACCUUCCACAACGUCCACCUCGACACGGACGACGUCUGUUACAUCUACGACCACUACAGUAUCAACACAAGAACCUACAACUGCCGCCACACCAGCCCCUGUCGUCGAAGAAGCCACCCCAGAACCUACCCCAGAACCCGAAAAUACUGGAUUCAGAAGUGACGAGGAAAUCAGAAACCAAGAGUGUGGCGGCAAGCCAGCCGAUGUCUACUUCGUCCUGGACUCUUCUGGCAGCAUCGAGAAGGAGGACUUCAGCGACACCAUCCUCGACUUUGUUCGCAGCGUCUCUGGACUCUUUGACAUCGGUUCCGGAGAUUCUCAAACUCGCGUCGGCGUCGUCACGUUCAGCGAUGACGUCACCCGGAUCUUCCCACUGAGCGCCCACACAUCACGCGACGAGCUUCUCGAUGCCAUUUCCCCUGAGAACAUUCCACACAAGGCCCAGGGUACCAACACUGGCGAUGCUCUUCGCUUUGUGGUCGAUGAGGGCUUCUCUCCCAACGUCGCCAGACCCGGGGCUGCCCAUGUCGCUAUUGUCAUCACUGACGGCCAGUCAAAAGACACUGAAGCUACCAUCGCGGCCGCCAAGGCAGCGCACAGAGCAGGAAUCUAUGUAUUCGCUAUUGGCGUGGGCGAGUCGGUCGACCAGCAGGAACUGAAGGACAUCGCCAGCAAUCCCGACACUCGGUUCAUCUUCACCGUCAGCGACUUCGCCGCUCUGUCAGAGAUAAGGAACCUCUUAGCCAUCAGAACCUGUGAAGUUGACCAGCCAGAGGGCUUCAUUAAUGAACAAGCAGCCUGUGGACUGGACGAUGCUGAACUGGUGUUUGUCUACGAUUCUUUCUCCAUGGGGCUGAAAUCAACCCGUCUGAUCUACUCGGAGGCCAGUCGCAUCACCUCCAGCCUCAGACGCCGAGUAAAGAACCUCUCCGUGGGGAUGAUCUCCGAGGCAUGUCCCUCCAACCUCGACAUCACCGUCAGGGACUCCGCGACCUUCGUCAGACAGACUCAACACAUUGAAGACAUCGUCAAAACCAAGAUUCCAAAUCUGAUCAAGGACGUUCGCCGGAAGUGGUUCUCGAAGACGCAACAGUCAGGUCGCCAGAUCAUGAUCCUCUACGUUGACGAGACAAGCCUUGAGAACUCACAAGAUCUACUGAGUCAGACAAGAUACGCCAAACACAAGGGCAUAGAGGUGUUCGUUGUCGCCCUGGGCGAGGUCGACUCAAAACUCGUGGCUUCAAUCGCUUCUGAACCACAUGACGAUCACGUGAUCAAUGUCAACAAUGCAAGGCAUCUAAACAAGUUCAGGAACGACAUCGUAGAGGAUCUAUGUGGAGGUCACGUGAAGGAUGACGAUUUUAAGCUGCCCCUGGUGGACAGCCAGUAAAACGACACACCUGCCCCAGAAUGUUGCGACCAUGGACCCUCAGUCGAUAAAUCUCAAAUGUGCAUAUCCUUGUGUUUUGAACGAGUGAACGAAGGCAGUCUGCUACCAAGGAAUGGGAGCAUUAUAAUCGAUAAACCUACACAUGUAGCCAUGCGUUAUGGCUAAAUGUACCGGAGCAGUUUUUACUAUGGAAUGGGAGCAUACCAGUCGAUAAACAUACACGUACAUCCAUGUGUUGUGACUGAAUGAAACCAGUCUGUGAAAAUUGAGUGGGGACUGGCUGUUGAAUGAUGUUACGAUACUGCUGUUUACACGUGUGCCACAUGUUACAUGUGUUUGUAUUUAUCCCUAUUGCGCCUGUCAUGCUAUUUUUGUCAACUCCUUGAAAUACUAAGCCUCGGUGAUUGAGGUUGAAAGAAUGGUCUCUUUUUGACGCUGUGAUAUGAUUCAACUGGUGCUAUUUUCCAUGUGGAUCUGUGUAGUGGUCCACACGUUAACACGCUUAGCUUUCAUCACCAAGUCCCCGUAAUUAUCAUGAUUGGUCAUCUUAUAUGCAUUUUCAUUUAUUUUUCAUAAUGCCAUUUAUGUAUUUAUUGUUUACCAGUUUAUUACACAUUUUUAUAUUUUUAUAACAAAUGAUUAUGUAUACAAAAAUAAACUAUUUAC
Molecule: messenger RNA, 2769 nt
Organism: Haliotis rufescens (red abalone)
Lineage: Eukaryota; Metazoa; Mollusca; Gastropoda; Lepetellida; Haliotidae
Product: cartilage matrix protein-like
Exons: 8
Coding region: 1-2103 (700 amino acids)
Source: RefSeq, a predicted model, not a curated record